AUGACACUCGGGGCAGAGACCCCACUAGUGGAGGCCGCCAAGCUGAUGGCAGAGCAAGCGGGAGGCAAGUUCUCCUGUCACCAUCUCCUGGUCCAGGUGGCCUCAGGCCAACAGGAUGCCUCGGGACGGCCCUUGAAAGCGCGGCUCCUCUCUGCCUUGGACAUUGCCAACGGCAUGAUUGAGGCAGCGAAGAGUUCCGUGGCAGCAGAGCGGGCUCUGGCUUUGUCCGUAAGGCAUGUCAUGAAGCCACGCACAUCUGUUCCUACCUGCGCUUCUAGCCAGAGUGUGUUGGAGGCCUUUCGCCUCCUGUCGGGCUCACAGCAGAACUGCGUCCUGGUGACGGGUGAGAAGGAUGAGGAGGCCUCUGAGGAGGACAACGUGAAUGAAGACUCCACAAGAGGGGCUGCUCGGUCUUCUUGUCAGUUGAUCAACGCGUUUGGGCUUUCGCUUCGAUCUGCCUCCAACGAUGUGUCUCCAGUCCCAAUUGAGGUCGUGACGCCCGUGGAUGCGUUGCUGGCAUUCUCGGAGAAGAUUACUGGAGAGAAGCGGAUCUUGCGAGACUGGGUUCGUGGUGUGAAUGUUGACGAGUCCACAUCGCUGGCAUCAGCUGCCUCCAUGAUGGCCUGCACAGGGCAGCACCAUCUGCUUGUGGUUCUUGGCGUGGUGUCCGCGCUGGACAUCGUGCGUGCUCUCAGCCACCGGGUCAACCAUGAUGCUGGCAAUCAGUAUGACUUUCCAAGACUGAAGCAGUCCUUCUGCCAAGGAGCUAGUGUCUACGAUCCCAUCUACGCCUAUGGACUUGCAGUCCACCAGGUCGAAUCUAAUACCAUCUCCUUGGAUUCCUACCUAUUCAACAUUUGGUUCCAGCUUCCACAGCAAAGUGUGCGCUGUGCAGCUGCAGCUGCCCCUGGUGCAGGCCGAAAGCAGAUAAAGGUGGACAGGCGCAUCCAUUUUCGGGCAGUUCUGGGACGGUGCAAGAGGGUGCGAUACCUUCAGACCGUGGAUGAGUGUGCCAGACACACGACAGAGGCCAUCCGCGUGGUGGCUGCAGAAGCUUUAGGAGUCCUUGCAACUGCAAGGUUCAAGCCAGAGCUUUGUAGCAAAUGCGUGGACACCUACCUGAAGGGUCUUCAGAAAGCUGACGAAACAAUUGCUGCCAGGCGUGGCUUCGCACUGUGCCUCGGCGCGAUGCCGAUGUCAACGCUGGCCGAAAGGAGGGCUGACGUGCUCACGGCAUUGUGCAAGGAGGUGCAAGCGGUGGGACUUCCAGGCGGAAAGGACCAGGAGGACCCGACCACACGCCAGUAUGCAGUGCUCUCUCUGGGCAGCCUUUGUGUUGGCUCCACUCUCUCAGCGGAAGAGAUGUCCUUGCUGCUCUCUGCACUGCAGGCUGCCAUGCGGGACUACGCCACAGACCGGCGAGGUGAUGUGGGGUCCUGGGUUCGUGAGGUGGCCAUGGAGGUGAUUGCGGCCAUCCUUGAAGAACAGCGAAAUCAGCCAGAGCCUUGCCCUGCGCUGCCGGAUGCAGCGUGCACUACAAAGUUGGUGUCACUGCUCCUGCAGCAGGCAGUGGAGAAGAUUGAUCGUCUGCGUGAUCGUGCUUAUGGCCUCCUAUGCUCGCUGUUGUGCGGCUGUCAGCACGGCCUGGACUUCGCGAAGCAGCGUGUCCUGCAUGGAGAGGCCUACGAUGCGCUGGGUUUGGCUGCGGCAGCAGAGGCAGCAAGUCCAGUGCCUGCUCGACAAGCCUGGCCGCCUGCGGAGGUGAAUCAACUGUCAGGAUGCUUGCAGCCUUCAAAGACUGUGAAGUCCGAGCUGUCAGAGCAUAAGCCUGAGGCAGACCGCACGGCAGUCUUUGAUGCACUGACGCCUCUCCUAGCAGUGGAGGAAUAUCGGCCUUCGUUGCUUCUUGGCUUAGUGGUGUCGGUGGGUGGAAUCACCGAACAUACCGCCAAGGAGGCCAAGAAAGCGCUCCUGCGACACUUGACCUCUGAAAAUACACAGCGACAGGUGUGCCAGGAGCUGCUGCAUAUUUUCGACCUGGCAGGGCUCAAGGAUGCGGCCGCGGAGGCAAAGCGUCUGUUGGCACCACUGCUCAACACCAUGGGCAUCCUGCUUGCGCAGGACUGUGUGCCUCGAGAGUUUGCGCGAGACGUCUUCGACCGAACAGUCAGGGCAGUCCGAACCUCCCGUGACAUUGGCCGCUUGAGAGCUUCUGUUGCCGUCUUCAUUGGCUUGAUGAAAUGGCCAGGCGCUUUGCGCCGGGACGCGUUGGGCCUGCUACUGCAGUUUCUCGGCUACAGCUUUCCGACUGUGCGGCAAGCAACUGCGCAGGCUCUUUACAUCAGGCUGCUGGAAGAGGAGGGCGACCUUGACCUAUCCACAGAGGCUUCAGAACUCGAGGCAGGGUACGCCGUGCCAAAAUCGGAGCAUUCUGAGGUUCAGGGUGCCAUCGUUAAAGCAGAUGAUGUCGCCGAGGUCCUGGAGCUUGUCUCCACUACGCCCUGGGCCACGGAUGAGGAAGCAACUCUCGGGAAGGCGUUGACUGAGGUGUAUGCGAAGCUGCGCGUGGAGCUUCCGACCAGCGGGCGGUCGAUCCUGGCGCCAAAGAAGCCCAAAGAGGAGCAACCGCGCGAGGCACACUACGCUGACCUGGUUCGGGAAAACCACUACUGA
Molecule: messenger RNA, 2673 nt
Organism: Symbiodinium pilosum
Lineage: Eukaryota; Dinophyceae; Suessiales; Symbiodiniaceae
Source: the annotation of a GenBank genome assembly